UCCCAAACUGCUGCUCCGGAGGACUGAGUCUGUUGCUGAGAAGAUGCUAACCAACUGGUUUGCUUUCCUGCUUCAUAAGUUCUUGAAGGAGUGUGCAGGUGAGCCUCUCUUCAUGCUGUACUGUGCUAUAAAACAGCAGAUGGAAAAAGGCCCUAUAGACGCCAUCACCGGAGAGGCCAGAUACUCCCUCAGUGAGGACAAACUCAUCCGGCAACAGAUUGACUACAAGACUCUGAUCUUAAACUGCGUCAACCCAGAGAACGAGAACAGCCCAGAGAUCCCGGUCAAGGUUCUGAACUGUGACACCAUCACGCAGGUCAAAGAAAAGAUUCUGGAUGCAAUGUAUAAGAACAUGCCAUAUUCUCAGAGACCCAAAGCUGUGGACAUGGACCUGGAGUGGCGUCAGGGACGAAUGGCCCGAGUGGUCCUGCAGGAUGAAGACAUCACCACUAAGAUUGAAAAUGAUUGGAAGAGGCUCAAUACUCUCAUGCACUAUCAGGUAUCAGACCGCUGUGUGGUUGCUUUGGUGCCCAAGCAGACGUCCUCCUACAACAUUCCACCCACAACUAGCAUCUCUCGGACUUCUAUCAGUAGAUAUGACUCGACAUUCCGGUACACAGGCAGUCCAGACAGCCUGCGCUCCCGUGCUCCUAUGAUCACCCCGGACCUGGAGAGCGGAGUCAAAGUCUGGCACCUGGUGAAGAACCAUGAGCACGGAGACCAAAAGGAGGGCGACCGCGGCAGCAAGAUGGUGUCUGAGAUCUACCUCACCCGCUUGCUAGCUACUAAGGGAACACUACAGAAAUUUGUGGAUGACCUGUUCGAGACUCUUUUCAGCACGGUGCACAGAGGCAGCGCGCUUCCUUUAGCUAUUAAAUACAUGUUUGACUUCCUGGAUGAACAAGCGGACAAGCACAGCAUCCAUGACACCGACGUCCGUCACACCUGGAAAAGCAACUGCCUUCCUCUUCGCUUCUGGGUGAAUGUGAUCAAGAAUCCCCAGUUUGUUUUUGACAUCCACAAGAGCAGCAUCACGGACGCGUGUUUGUCUGUGGUGGCUCAAACCUUCAUGGACUCGUGUUCCACAUCUGAACACAGAUUGGGCAAAGACUCGCCCUCUAAUAAGCUGCUUUAUGCUAAAGAUAUCCCCAACUACAAGAACUGGGUAGAAAGGUACUACGCUGACAUCAGCAGGCUUCCAGCCAUCUCUGAUCAGGACAUGAAUGCGUAUUUGGCAGAACAGGCACGACUGCACUCCAAUGAGUUUAACAUGCUCAGUGCCCUCAACGAGAUUUACUCCUACAUUAGCAAGUACAGCGAAGAGAUCACUGCUGCACUGGAACAGGACGAGACGGCGAAGAAACAACGACUGGCCUACAAAGUGGAGCAGCUCAUCGCUGCCAUGUCACUGGAGAGCUGAGAGAGAGUUAAAUCUGGAACGAAGGAUGAAAGACCUUUAAUCAGUAAAACCAUCAUCCAAAGCCUCUACACACAAAAGAGAGCAACACUGGCUAGAGACAAUUUUUCUACAAUUUUGUGAAGAGGUCACCUUUAAGACCAAUGGACAACUUUUUGCAGGUCACAAGGCUUUUGUCUUGAGGAUGGGAUCAGGAGUGGAAACUAUGGAGUUGUGUUUUUAUUUUUUCCAAGGGAAAAAACAUUGUGGGAGGAGCAGCUUCCUGGCACAUUUUUUGUUUAUCUGGUUGGUUGGCUUUCUUUUUUAGUUCAUCUGGUUCAAUGUGCCUAGCACUGAUUAACAUGAUGGAUGUAAGACACUAAUACUUCCUCAAAAAUGUGCUUGCUAAAACCAUUUCAGGAGGAUUUGAAAGAAGGAAACGGACAUCUACUGCCUCGCCAUUACCGUCCAGUUGAUGGCUUUUACUUCCAAAUUUUAUUUUUAUACAUGAGUGCUUUUUGAGUUUUUUUUUGUUUAGUCGGCUAUUGUAAUUCCUCAUCGUUGGUGUGGAGAAAGUUCAAUUCUCUUUCUUUUCUUGGAAAGCAGCGGCUGCUACCAGCACAGGCUACAAACUUAGACUUUCGAGACCAAAAGGCAUCAACAUUGUCCGGGAGAUAAUGAAACUCCACCAAAAGUGGGCCAAAAUUCAGCCAGCAUGUACCUAGCUCUCUACAGUCGACCAGAAACCAGUGUCAAACUGGACGAAACCCACUUUAUGGUCUCUCUAUGUGCAUACGUCCUGGUUUCUACAUGUAAGCAUAUGUGAAUGUACAAACUUUACUCUAUUUUGUCCUAGCGUUUUUGUUGCUUUUCUAAAAUAGGAGUCAGUUGAGCUGAUCUCCACGGCACGUCGUCCUAAAGAACUGAAAAUCCCUCUCCAUAAUAGUGCUGCUGAGAUUCAGAUAUGAAAGCGGCGACGAGUAGCACAUUCAGCUCAAAUCAUGCGUGGAGAAACCCCACCUUCCCUUUCAAACGAAAAUGGACUCGCUUGACAUCAUCUUACCAGAGAGUAUUAAUUAUUAUGUAUGGUCCAAUGUGUGUGUAGUCUGCAUGCAUUAUACAGUACCUCAUAUAUAAAAAAAAUAAUAAUAAUGUCUCCUUUCCCAUUUACGCCUAUGUUCAAGUGCCAAGAGGUCACAUGAGUUGUGGAUGACUCGAAGGGACGCCGAUGAUGUAAUAUACCUUGUCACUUCCUUUCUGUACACACCCGUCAGGAUUAAGUGCCAAAAGAUCACUUAUUUACACACUUGUCGGUUGAUGCUUUAUUAAGGGAACGGACCCUGUAUACUGUAAAAAACAUCUGUUGUUUUUUUUAAGUUUCGUUCUUACCACUUGCAAAUUCAGGUACGAAAACUUUGGAACGGUAUCUGUAAAUAUAAAGUAUUUGUAAAAUACUUUGUGUCUGGGAUCUUAAUAGCUUGAGUGAGUUUUUUCCGAUCUCUUUUUUUUCCCUAUUUCUUUUAUUCCCCUGCCUGACAUGAAGUAUGUCAACAGAACGCAUGAACAAAAGACGACAUAGCUUUCAUUUAUAAUGCAUGAUGGCAGGUAGAGCUGUUUUUGAUGAUCAUCCGAACCAAAAUAGACAAGGUCGUUCAGGUCAGAGUCAUCUUAGGUUCAUAGAGGUAUCAGGGAGAGACUCCUCAGCUCAGUUUAUACGGUAAAAUGCAGUAUCGGAUGUGAAGACAUAGACUGACACGGCUCAAAUGGCGCUUGUUUUCUUUUCCCCCUGUGGCCUUAGAACAUUGAAUCUGUUAUUUCUAGUUAAUUUAAUCAGCGAUGUGUCAUUUUUCUCUGUCUUUGUUAGCUGUGUUUGUGACUAAUCAGAUAAAGAGAGCUAGCGUGACGAUAAAGAAGGGUGGAAGAAGCAUGCCCUCGCUCAGACGGGUGCUGGGUGGUGUCUGCUGGAGUAUUCGAGAAGCAUAGGAAAGAGAUGGAGAGAGAGAGAGAGAGACAGACCCCUUUAGCUUCAGAUUCCUUCUGCUGCUUUGAAGCUCGCCUUUGAUCUCAACUAGUCGUGUGCACAGUGUGAUCAGGAGAU
Messenger RNA from Carassius auratus (goldfish), 3494 nucleotides. RefSeq names its product plexin-A2-like. The record is from RefSeq and is a predicted model, not a curated record. The coding region runs from base 44 to 1420 and encodes 458 amino acids. NCBI's taxonomy places the organism in Eukaryota, Metazoa, Chordata, Actinopteri, Cypriniformes, Cyprinidae. Gene Ontology annotation, biological process: regulation of cell migration; semaphorin-plexin signaling pathway. Gene Ontology annotation, molecular function: semaphorin receptor activity. Gene Ontology annotation, cellular component: semaphorin receptor complex; plasma membrane. The transcript has 11 exons.